Chroicocephalus ridibundus (black-headed gull) is the source of this 4083-nucleotide messenger RNA. RefSeq names its product transmembrane serine protease 13 (gene TMPRSS13). Gene Ontology annotation, cellular component: membrane. Lineage: Eukaryota; Metazoa; Chordata; Aves; Charadriiformes; Laridae. Gene Ontology annotation, molecular function: protein binding; serine-type endopeptidase activity. The record is from RefSeq and is a predicted model, not a curated record. The coding region runs from base 574 to 2571 and encodes 665 amino acids. Gene Ontology annotation, biological process: proteolysis. The transcript is spliced from 17 exons.
GCCAGCGUUAGGUGAGGCUGCAGGGCGUCCUGUCCUGUCCUGUGCCAUCCCCCUGCCACCCACAGGAGCAAUUGCCUCCCCGAUGGCUCGCCUGGAGCUUGCCCGCUCACCCGAAAAGCUGUAGGCUCAGCCCUGGCUCAAGGCUUUGCCCAGCCCUGUCCCUCUUCCCAGUCUCAGCAUUUGCUCGUCCCCCUCUUUCCCUUCCUCUUGCUUCUGGGGAGAGCCCUGCUCAGCCUAGCCCAGCAGAUCUCCCUGCUUUUCUGGCCCACGAAAGGAUUGGAAGCCUGCUGUAUUUGCGUCCCUGAGGGCCCCUGCUGUUUGCUAGCAGCUCUGUUUGGAUUCAGCUUUCCUGUUUUGCUUAUCUGCUGUCUGGAAGAAAUAGACUUUUUCACACCUCCUGCCUGAAUUUCGGUACUGUCACGUGCAGCAAAGCAUCGCUAGAUAACAUCUGCCACCCGUUCUGUGCUGGUUUCUUCGGCAGCCGCUCUCUGCCAGCAAACGCAAAGCCACCCGUGGGGAGGAGGGCUGUCAGCAGAGCGCUGACCGGGCCAUCUCACCGCAACACAAGGCACCAUGGUCCACGCUGGUGGAGGUAAAAGAAUGAAAAUCAAAAGCAACGGGACCAAAAAUGAGGAAGAAGGGAGCCUUCUGGAAAAGACACCGUGGGGCUGGUCCUGCGGAAACAUCAGCAAACAAUCAUUCCUGGAGCUGCCACCUGGAGCUGCUUUCAGAAGAUCCCCCUUCAGAAGAGGCGGUGGCUUCUCGCGCAGAGGAAGCGGGAGACAGCUGCUUUCUCCUUGCACAAUGCGAAAGCAUUGCUCCAUGAGUAAAGGAAUGAAAGAGCUUCUGGAGAAACUUAAGAUUCUGCCCCGUCCCCGCGGACCCGACCUCGCUCUGCGCCGUGAAGGAUGGCUGUGCCGGAGCUGUGAUCCCAGCCCAGCCCUGCAGCGGCCGAUGGACGGGAAAAUAUCUCCGACCACGGCAUCGCCCAGCAGUGUCGCUCCCAGCCUCCAUGCCUCCAUAGUCAGCAGCAUCUUUGGUGCCCGACCUCCACAGCCUCCGGAAAGUGUCCUUGGCAUUAGCUUCAAGCCCUACAGCCCCGAGUCCAGUGCAGCCCCGGCCUCCUGCACGACCUGUGAGAGCACACGAUCCUCCAUGUUCAGAGCUCCCUGCAUGAGCCAGCGACGGCUUGCGCUCAUCUUCUGCGUCUCCGUCCUCAUCGUGCUGCUCAUCGCCCUCAUCCUGCUGUUUAUGUUCUGGCGGUCACAGACCGGCAUUGUGUACAAGGAGCCUGCCGAGAGCUGCAAGGACAGCCCCGUGCGCUGCGACGGCGUCGUCGACUGCUCCCAGAGGAGCGACGAGCUGGGCUGCGUGCGCUUCACGUCCGACGAGUCCUUGCUCCACAUCUACUCCAGUGCUGAGAGCCAGUGGCUGCCGGUGUGCAGCAGCGCCUGGGACGACUCCUUCUCCAGAAAGACCUGCCGGCAGCUGGGAUUUCAGAAUGCAUCGCAGACUGAAUACGUCCCCCUGCGCCUCACCGGCAAGAGCCUCACCGUGACCGACGAGCGAGAGACCAUCCAGCAGAGCCUCAACAGCUCCCAGUGCCUCACGGGAAAGUACGUCUCCCUCCGAUGCACAAGGUUGGGCAAACAGGGUGUUUUCCAGCAAACUUUCUGGGUGAUAGAAAACUACGAAGACUGCUUUCUCAUGAUCUCCACUGGCCCCUGUGAACUACCGAGCACCGCGGGUGGUGGGGAUGUAUUUGCGCGUCCCCCUCCAUGUUGCCUGCUCUCAGAGCCCCUCUCUCAGCCCUGCUCUCCCCCUCCAGCCUGUGGGCAGAGGAUUUCUGGCCGGAUCAUCGGGGGAAAGGAAACCUCUGUGAGCAAAUGGCCCUGGCAAGUCAGUGUGCAGUAUGGGCCGAUCCACAUCUGCGGCGGCACCAUCAUCGACGCGCAGUGGGUCCUCACCGCAGCCCACUGCUUCUUCAUGAACAGCAUGAAGAUCCUCGACGACUGGAAGGUGUACGGCGGGGUCUCGGACCUGAAGCAGCACACAGAGGGCAUCCCCGUCUCCCAGGUCAUCAUCAACUCCAACUACAGCGAUGACCACGAUGACUACGACAUCGCUCUCAUGAAGCUCUCAAGGCCCCUGACGCUCUCAGCUCAGGUUCGCCCAGCCUGCCUCCCCAUGUACGGCCAGCGAUUCCAGACUGGCAGGUCCUGCUUCAUCACCGGCUUUGGGAAGACCAGGGAGAACGAAGAUAACACCUCCCCAAAGCUGCGGGAGGCCGAGGUGAAGCUCAUCGACUACAAGAUCUGCAACAGCGACAAGGUGUACGAGGGCUACCUGACCCCACGGAUGAUGUGCGCUGGGUACCUGCAGGGAGGGAAGGAUGCGUGCCAGGGUGACAGUGGAGGGCCCCUGGUCUGCGAGGACAACGGCCGCUGGUAUGUGGCUGGGGUGACGAGCUGGGGGACAGGAUGUGGCCAGAAGAACAAGCCUGGUGUUUACACACGUGUGACAAAGCUCCUCAGCUGGAUAUACAGCAAAAUGGAGAGUGAGAACGACUAAGACCGGGAUGGAGACUUGCCCGGACUGUGCCUCUGCGGCUGGCACGGGCUCCUGCCCUUGGUGGCCGCCAGGGCACGAUGCUACCAGGAGAUCCCCCCACCUAUCUCUGGACUGUCCGCGCAGCCAGGGGCACGUCGCUGUCCCCGACUUCUGAAAAAACAGUGUCUGCAAAGUGACUCUGCCCUCGCCCAGCGCCAGGGAGGUGGCCUGGUGGCGGCUGGGGACAGGACCCAGCCAGCCCCGGCCCGGCAGCACGCAGGGGGCAGCAGCCUGUGCUGGCAGCUGGCCGUGCCGGCUGGCAGACCCUCCUCGCCCUGUGUCUGUGCUUCUCCUCGUGUAAAUAGACGUGUCCGGACCAGGGGUGUUGUGAGUGCUUCCUGGCAGGACUGCGGCACACUCAGCAGGCGCCGGGCUGCGAGCGCUGCCCGGUGAUCUGGUGGAGGUUGCAGAUGGCAGCGAGGAGCAGGAAAGCCAUGGGGUGCCCGUGGCGAGGGAGAGCUCUCCUUUGCAGGGUGCUGCGGGGUCGCAGGUUUGUUACCUGGGGUGUGGGAUGGGACUCAUCCGGCACCGUGCAGCUGUGUGCCACGCUGUCCCAGCCAGGCCAUCCUCCCUCUUUUCUCCAGGGAGAGCUGAGCGAAGCGGAGCCUCGAGGUGCAGUUCCACCACCCUCUAGGAGGAGCAGUAGCCGCUCUCAUGUUUGUAGAUAGGUUUAUGAAGCGCCUUUUAAAUGCUGUUCCUCCCCGACAGAGAAAUCCCCGUUUGUUUAUUUUUCCAUGCUGUGGACGUGGUCUGAGCACAUGCCCACUCCCAGGACUGCGUGUGGCCGGUCCCUGCUCCCCGACCUGCUCAGCACCCCAGUGCACACCCGCUCCCGAGCUGCUCUCUGGCUGACGCCGUUCGCGUGGGCGCGUGUGAUAAAGUGGCUUUUAGCACAAGCCCUCCCUGCCCUUCACCCUCCGAGUUACUGCUCACGACUGAGAGAAAGGGGGAGGUUUAAGUCUUAUGGGGGCUUGGCAGCAGAAGUGAUGUGGGGAUGGAGCUGUGUGGGGGUAAAGCCUCCUGGGGGGUAGGAAUCCAUGGGCAUGAGCCCAGGGGAGAGCCGUAGCAAAAUCCAGCCUGUGAAUGCUGUGGACCAGAAUAAAACGCUUUCCUGAGAAGGCUGCACAGCCUGUGCGAUUGCCCCGUGUUAGAGAGAUGGCAGUAAUGAGCAUUCAGCCUUGCAUUUGCCUUGGGAGGAGGAAAGGUUGCUUGUACUCCUUCUUUGUAAGCCAUCUUCUUGCGGCUGGAAACAUUAAAGGAGGGACUGGUGCUUUGGGGAGCUCACUCGCUGUCUUUGAAAUAGCCUGAAGCUGCCUCACAAGUCUGUCCCUGCUGGUUCCAGCCCCAUCUCCUCCCGGCACGGGAGCGCGAUGGCCAGCCUGCCCCUGCCGCCUUGGGAAGGAGGUUGGUGUGGCGUAGGGUGGAGGGGGGGCAAACCCCCAGCAGAGGGCUCAGCGCUGAACAUCAGCUCCC